UUAUUAUUAGUCGGUUGGCUCCUCGGACGAAAGAAAGAAAAAACUUCUCAAAGGAUCAAAAACUUGAGCACCACAAAAGUUACGGAUCCUACCACAGUACAACCCAGAUUCCAUUUCCCAUUUCAUUCUUCAUAAAAAGACCUAUAAUUGUAAUUGUCUCUUUACUUUCCCCAUCCACCUUCUUUAACAAACCCCCAACUUCCAAUCUCCCACCCCAAUUCCCUCAAUUUCAUUUUCUAGAGAGAGAAAAUCAAAAAUCAAAAUGAAACCCCUGAAAUUGAUUCUGACAUUUCUACUGGUAAUCCAACAAUGCAACUCAUUCCUAAAAGUAGUCGAAGCUAAUGGAAGAAGAUCAAGACAAAGAGAUGAGUUCAUCAGAGUAAGAGGAACUCGGUUUUUGUUAAACGGCACACCUUACUAUGCAAAUGGGUUCAAUGCUUACUGGUUAAUGUACAUGGCUUCUGAUCCUUCUCAACGCUAUUUGGUCUCUAAUGUGUUCCGUCAAGCUUCUUCUCAUGGCCUUUCCGUCGCUAGAACUUGGGCUUUUAAUGAUGCAGGUGACCGUGCUCUUCAAGUUUCACCUGGAUCGUACAAUGAACAUGUUUUCCAGGGGCUGGAUUUUGUGAUAGCUGAGGCAAGAAAACAUGGGAUAAAGCUGAUACUAAGCUUUGCAAAUAACUACGAAAGCAUGGGAGGGAAGAAACAAUAUGUGAAUUGGGCUAGGAAUCAAGGACAAUAUCUUUCUUCUGAGGAUGAUUUCUUCACCAAUUCUGUUGUUAAAGGUUUCUACAAGAAUCACAUCAAGACUGUUCUUAACAGACAUAACACGGUAAAUGGAGUGUUGUACAAGAAUGACCCCACAAUUAUGGCUUGGGAGCUUAUGAAUGAACCAAGGUGUACAUCAGAUCCUUCUGGAAGAAACAUUCAGGCAUGGAUCACCGAGAUGGCUGCUCAUGUUAAGUCGAUAGACAGAAACCACUUGCUUGAAGCUGGUUUAGAAGGAUUUUACGGAUCUUCUCAUCCUGAAAAAUUGCAUUUUAAUCCAAACUUUAACAUUGGGACGGAUUUCAUUGCCAACAACCAAGUUCCCGGGAUUGAUUUUGCAACAGUCCACGCAUACCCUGAUCAAUGGUUGUCCAACAUGAAUGAUCAAUCUGAGCUCGACUUUGUGAACAAGUGGCUAACAUCCCACAUUGACGAUGCACAAAACAUUCUCAGAAAGCCAUUGCUUCUAGCAGAGUUCGGGAAAUCAGACAAGGAUUCAGGGUUCAGCACUUACCAGAGGGACCGGUUAUUUGCGAGUGUUUACAGCAAGUUGUACUCGUCAGCUAAGCGAGGUGGUGCAGCUGCUGGUGGUUUGUUCUGGCAGCUGUUAACCGAAGGGAUUGAGUCGUAUGGAGAUGGUUACACCAUUGUUCUUAGUAAAGAUCCUUCGACUGCUAACAUUAUUGCACAGCAAUCGAGGAAGUUGUUUCUAAUCAGGAAGAUUUUCGCAAGAAUGAGGAAUGUUCAGUUGUGGAAACGGGCAAGGGAGAUAAGGAACAAAUUGCAUUAAAUUAGGGCAUGUUCGGUAUCGUUUCUUGUUUCUAGUAUUCUGGUUUUUACAAAAUUAAAACCAAAAAAAGUAGGGUCUGUUCGGUAUCCUCUCUUAGAGAUGAAUUUUGGUUCGUCCAAGGGGGUGAUGCUAUUUACAUGUAAUUCCUAGAAUAACUAUAUGUAGUUUGAGUGUUUGUUGUGAAGUUUGUAAUUCUGUGUUCUGUUGUUACAAAGGGAUUGAAGGGUGGUUGUUAUUAUGUCA
This is a messenger RNA of Spinacia oleracea (spinach), 1798 nucleotides long. RefSeq names its product mannan endo-1,4-beta-mannosidase 7. Gene Ontology annotation, molecular function: mannan endo-1,4-beta-mannosidase activity. The record is from RefSeq and is a predicted model, not a curated record. The coding region runs from base 263 to 1555 and encodes 430 amino acids. NCBI's taxonomy places the organism in Eukaryota, Viridiplantae, Streptophyta, Magnoliopsida, Caryophyllales, Amaranthaceae. Gene Ontology annotation, biological process: polysaccharide catabolic process. The transcript has 5 exons.